This is a messenger RNA of Symbiodinium necroappetens, 309 nucleotides long. NCBI's taxonomy places the organism in Eukaryota, Dinophyceae, Suessiales, Symbiodiniaceae. The record is from the annotation of a GenBank genome assembly.
AUGCUUACCAGCAGGACCUCCGGGUCAUCGCUGUGCGCCUUCAGGGCGGGAGGCCAGGGCUCCUGGGAGCCGACCCGGAAGCUCCGGAGGGGAGCUUGCUUCCCAGCCUGGUCUACGGCGGGCGCGAGUUUGCGGCCGCGGGGGUGGCACCAAGCCUCCGCGAGGUCUACCAGAUGUUCGGCCCCACGUGGAUCGGUGACUUCAGACAGGAGCCUGAAGCCCUCUACCUGCUUCAGUAUCCCGGACUGGCAUUUGAAUUUCCACUGCCUCAGGAUCUCUUCGAAGCUUUGGCCGCGGCUCAGACAAUGA